GAAAAGCUUCCUAAGCUUCAGUUAAAUUAAAAAAAAGCUGUGAAAUGAUCUACCAGUAAAUAAAAUUACCAGUUAAAAUGCAUGUUAAUGCAUCGGAGCAUUUCCACAUCCGGAUAUAGACUGACAGUCACGGUUGUCCAGCUGAGCUCCAGCCCACCCGUAGUUACCUGCACCGCUCCCGGUUAUCCUUACGCUGCCGUAACUUAAAGGCCUACCACAAAAAAGCAUGCAGGCAGUGUUUUGGCUCUGCCCGGCCGGAGAGAAGGGCUUCGUGUGUCCCUCAAUCGACGGCGCAGACGAAUCUCUAAGCAAGUUUCUAUUCUUCUCUGUGUUGUUGUAAUGUGGUACUCAUCCCUCGUAGCUUCAGUAUCUUUGAAAAAAUAAUAAUAUAAUAAUAAUAAUUAUAGCUUUAGUGCUGAGUAUAGUGUUGAUUAGAUCAGUGGUGCUCUGCUUUAGUCAGCGAAGACGUUAGUGCGAGUGGAACGUCGACGACGGUCAAACAAGAGCGACUGUUUGUGUUGGCAUUUGCUUCCACCGUUGACAGAAACAGAAAUUAAUUUUAAAAGAAACUGCGCACGAAUUGUUACGGCUUGCGCUACGUUGCUUAGCUCUUUCUGGCAUUCAUAAAGAGGAUCAUCACAGUGAGUUUGUGGCGUUGCUCAUCACAAGGCAGUGAUCACCUUGGGAUUCAGUCGCAGCCGACAUGGUUGCCAUACCGAAAAUAGUGCUCAAAUCUCAGACUCGAAUGACCCUGAAUGAAAGGUUCACCCAGUACAGUGAGCAGCAGCAUGCGCGUGUUCAAAUGUUGAGGAAUGAUCUUCAUACACGAAUUACAGAGGACGCCAUUCGCAGAAACGGAGGUGCGGACACUGCAGAAUUAUCUCGAAAAUUGGACAACCUACAAAGAGUCAUUGAAAGUCAAAUUAGGCGAAAAUCACCAUCUCCGCAACCACCUAGAAGAAGCAAUAGGUACUCUCCAGAACCUCACAGAAUGGCUCCUACUUAUGGGCGAUGUAGCGAAGGAUACGGAGAGAGUAUGAUUGUGCCCGACUAUCGUGCGUUACUGUAUCAUGGAGGAUCGGGCGGUUCUGGGGGCGGAAGUAAUGGUGGAAGAAGUGGAAGCGGAAGUUCGUGGCGAGAGUACAGUGGAGGAGCACAGGGUGGCCGUAAAAGUCGAUAUGAUCUCACAUAUGGUGACGUCAUUCAAGGCGGUCAUCGAGACUAUGAUGCGCCUUCAUCAUCUUCGUUAUAUGCCGAUACACUGGAUCGAGUACCCGUAACACGUCGACUAGAUAGUCAUACCAACCCGAAGCGUGAAUAUCGAGAUUACUGGCCAAGUACGAGACCACGCGGAGACUAUAGAGGUUACAGUGGAAGGCAUGGCGGUUAUGGAGGAAGGUCUCGUGCAGGUACUAGCCCUCGAACAUAUGCUGAUCAGAGAGGCAGGAGCGGAGCUCGAGAUAAUAGCAAACGGAAAUACGAUAAUCCUUUAAUGAGAGACUCAUCUGGUUCAGAAAAUGACAAUAAUGAUGAUGAUGAUGAGUGGGUUGACCAAGAUGUGUUUAAAAAGCGGCAAAGCGGUGGUAUCAAGAGUCGCCUCGGAGUCCGAAGCAGACCACCAUUUAAGAACAGCGGAGGCGGUUACAAUUUCGCUGGAUUUGGAAAUUUAUUCGUGAAACGAGCCAGGGGAGGUGGUCGCGGUGGACGGGGAUUUAACAGGGGAGGAGGAGGAGGCGCAGGACCAGGAGGUACUAAUCGUCCACAACGGUCGCGAUCCUUUACGCGUCCAAUGACACGCAACAGUGGAGGUGGCGCGGUGGCACGUUCGAGGUCGCAAGGUCGACCUGCGAUUACUAAGGAGGAUCUCGACAAAGAAUUGGAUGAAUAUCAUCGUAAAAAGGGUCUUACUGAUGAGGCUACCACGAUGCAGGUUGACUCCUGAAUAGAAAAGGCAAAACAAAUUUGUCGGCAAAGCGCAAUGUCAAUCUCGACUCUGUUGUCGCGAUGUAUUUAAACAAUAUACACCUUUUAUCAGAAUAUAAUGAAUAUUUCCAUAUAAUAAAUCUCUACAGAUAUAUUCAGGUAUAACCUACGUCACCAAGCCGUUUAGAUCUGGAGAAACUCCGCUUUGAGGCAUUCUGCUCUUCUUUAGCGAAAAAUAUUCUUCUGAAAAGAAACGUUUAUAAAAAUUAGGCUCAAACUAGCUUGAACGUGUUUUAUUAGAUCUCGAAUCGCUUUGUAAGAGUUCAGUAUAUAUUCAUAUCUGCUAGCUGAACAUAGCGGUAGGCGGCACUGUAAUUUAAGAAUAUAGAAUAAGCAAUGACUAAAUAGUGUUUGUGAGUGGAUGUGAAAGGGUGCGGUCGAUAAUUUAUUGUAUUAAAAAAUUUAUUGAGUGAAUGUUAGCUGGAGAAAAAGCCUCGUUCGUUCAUUGAAUCGCGACUUCGUAGAAUUCAGAAUCCAGUUUGUCAAACAACUUAUAAAAGAACUUAACCGAACGCUACGCAUAGUACAUGAAAGGGGUGAACAUCUGGCACCUGCAACCCUAUGCUGACCUUUUUACGAAAAAUACGUUUGUACCUUGAUAACAAAUGAUGAUGACUAGUAAAAAAAAAUAAGCUAUAUCUUUAUAGAGCACAACGACGGCAACCCUUUCGUGGUAGGAUACGUAGGUUUUUCCCUUCGUGGAAUUAAAUGUCAGAAACUAUUUUGCUUGAUUAAACUUAGCCGUGUAACUCGGUUGUUGAAGAAGUUUUCACUGAUGAGUGACUCAUGCGUUCAGACUGUUAUCGAAAAAUCCCCGGUCAUAUAAAAAAAAUAUUAACGGACCUGCAGUAUCAGGUUGAUUAUAGGUAAUCCGUAACAACAUAUAUUAUAAUUUACCUUGUAACUGAUAUGGAUCAUUUAAAUGACUACUAUUGUAAGUGGGUUUUGCUUGAUUAAGCGAUACAGCAUUAGUAGUUGUGUAUUCACAAUAGUGAAUUCACUUUGUAUAUGAAAGACAAGAGACCGGCCAAUGAUUGUCAUGAAAGAAAUGCUGGGUUAAGUGUAUACUGAAAUAAAUGUGUAUAUACAGAUUUCACUAGC
Varroa destructor (honeybee mite) is the source of this 3084-nucleotide messenger RNA. RefSeq lists its product as uncharacterized. NCBI's taxonomy places the organism in Eukaryota, Metazoa, Arthropoda, Arachnida, Mesostigmata, Varroidae. The record is from RefSeq and is a predicted model, not a curated record.